GUGUCCGAGGAGUCCCGCUCCCGCUUCGUCCGUUACUCCGACGAGGACCUGGCGCACGUCAAGGCGCUCAUGUGCGAGAGCGACUGGCAGGCCAUCCGCCUGCAGUGCUGUCUCCUCCAGCAACAGCUCGGCUCGCUGUCUGCGGUGAAGCCCGUCAGGAGCACGCAGGUGGCCGCCGACGAGGCCUCCAAGCGCCUGCAGCGGGCCCGCGGCGAGUUCGAACGCAAGAAGGAGGCAGCCCACGCGGCGCUGCAGGCGGCCUACGCGCAGGAGCAGCAGGCCGCCAAGUUGCAGGCGGAGCUGGACGAGCCCGUCGAGAAGGCCAGGCGCGCGAUGGCGGAUCCGCCGCUCGCAGCCGCGCAGGCCGACGAUCCCUACAAAGCGGGCAUCACCAAGUACACGACGAUGGUGCGCUCUGUGGCAGACAGCCUCGGCGGGGUGGACCUUGGCGAGCUUGCGGGCUCGCUCACCGCCCCCAUCGCCGCGCUCAACGGGGACGUGGCAGCCUGCGAGGCGUCGCUGGCUCAGCCUGUUGCAGCGCCUGCUCCAGCCGCCCCUGCCGUUGGAGCGCCACCUCAGGACGGUGCGGCGCCUCCUGCUACAGGCGCGGGCGGCGAGCACCUGGCGGCUGGGGACGAAGAUGGGGGCGAGGCGAAGCUCAGCCUCACCCCUGAGGCCGUCGCGGCGGCCGCGGAGUCCUCCUGCGAGGGCGACGCCGAGAAACGCAAGUGGCUCGAAGGGCGCGGGCGGGGUAGCAAGUGGAAGCUGGCUGCGCUCAACAUGAACGCGUACUCGAACCUCGACAAGUGCCUCACGGCCCAGAUUGAUGUGAGCGACGCGGUGCUUUUCCAGGAGACCAGGCUCAGCGGAGUCGUGUUGGCGAACGUGCACCUCGAGAGCGGCGCCGGGGUGGGCGGGUUGAACUUCGCGGCGCUCCGCGAUGCGGCGCGCAGACUGAAGGGGCACGGCAGGUCGUGCGUCGCGGGCGGCGGCUUCAACUGCACAAAGGCCGAGCUUGCGCAGAGCGGGGCCCCGCGGCACUUCGACGGGGCGCGCGUGGAGACGCUCGAGCCGACCUGCGUGCAGCCGAUGCGCUCCAUCGACCGGUUCAUCGCGUCGAUCAGCCUGCGCGUACUCAGCGUGGAGGUGAUCAGCGGAUCGCCCGCGUGGCCGCGCAGGCCAGUGGUGCUGGGGCUGGAGGCCUCUCGCGGGAGGCCCUACAUCCGCGUGAUGGACUUGCCCAAGAGCCCCCCGCUGGCGCGACCUGCUGGCCGCGCGCGGCGGGCCCACGACGUGCCGUGGGCCAGCGUCGGCAAGGACGUGCAGCAGCUCCUGCGCAUC
This is a messenger RNA of Prorocentrum cordatum, 1341 nucleotides long. NCBI's taxonomy places the organism in Eukaryota, Dinophyceae, Prorocentrales, Prorocentraceae. The record is from the annotation of a GenBank genome assembly.